AUGCCGCGGCGUCCAGGGUACCCCAGCCCUAGUCUCUCCUCCCAGGGAGCCCGGCGCUUCCCUUACCCGACUGUAGCGAGAACCUCCGGGGAAUCCCUUCUUCCUCCCCCAGUUCCCACACCCAGGACCCAGCUGCGGGGAGGCAUCCCACACAGGAGACGCAGAGGCAGUGAGAUCGGGGCACCACGCUGCCCCCCGCGCGGGGGCCGGCGCGGACCACCGCCUCGAUGUGGUGGCUCACCGCUGGGCUGUAGGGACGCCAGCGGCCGUGCUCGUUCAGCCAUUCCCAGACCACCACGGCCGAGGCCAGGAGCAUGGCGAGCCCGGGGCUGCGGCGCUGCGCGGCCCGCCUCCCGGGCCCCGAGCGCCCGACCUCCUCCGCUUCCUCCUGCGCCGCCGCCUCCGGGCCUCGACCGCGCCCCCUGCCCCGCGCCCCGCCGCCCCGGGCAGCCUCAGCUCCGGCCCAUGGGCUCCUCCCCAGCCGUGCAUCCACCGGGGCCGGGACACCGGGGCCGCCUGGCUGGGACCGCGCGCCGCCGCCGCCGCCGGGGUCCGCUGCUGCUGCCGCUGCUCUGUGGGGUCGAGUCGCUUCAUGCAAAUGCCCGGCUCUCUGCAAACAGGCCCCCGCCUUGCAAAAGCCACUCGGCGGGCGCGCGGCCCGAGCCCCGGCGGCCGCGAGCUGGGGCUGACGGCGAGGCAAGGACCCAGCCCUCGCACCAGUUGCGCCUCGGCCUCUGCAGACGCCGGGGUGGGAUCUCGCCGCACGGCCGCGCUCGGAAUGGCACGCUCUGGUCCCCUCCCCUCUCUCCCUCCCUCCCCACCCCUUCGCCGCACGAAUUGCAGUCCCCGCCGCUGGGAGAGCUCCCCCUGCCUGUGGCUCUGCUCAGUUCCUUCCAGAAUGAACCACCCCUCCCAAGCAGGGCGCUAAGGCAAACCCGCGCCCGCGUGUGUUUCCCUGGUUCCUUGAUGCAGAGAAGCGACCCGCCAUGACACGGCCCCGGGACCACCACUGUCGCCCAGCCGCAACUUUGCAGCCUCCUUCCCCCAAAUGUAAUUUUCUCUCUCUCUCUCUUUUUUUUUCCUUAAUGCAGCAUGAUCAGUGUCCGCAGCGCGAACUGGAGACACGCAUUGUCUCGGGGCUUGCGCACGCACUGGCACACUCACAGUCGCACACACACGCGCGCGCACCCCAACUCCUUCCUUGCCCCGGCUCCUAUUACCUCAUCCUCUCCCGCAUCCUUAGCUGUCCGUCAAGGAAGCAGAAGACACGCCCCCUGCUGCUCGGGCGAGUGCCCUGGAGCUUACCCGCCCCCUGCUGGCCUAAAGUGUCGUGUGCCGGCCAGUGGCCACUCCAACCUCUGCUAAUGAGACCCAGUCCAAAGGGAUGCAGCAAUUUCGCUAAUGAUGGAUUUAUAUUACCUACGUAGAGAGCAAAUGUGGUUUUUCUGGCCAGAUUCAACGUACUAGAGUCAGGAAGACGCAUGUUAGAUUAAUUUUAUCUGCAUCGUUUCUGUAACUAAAAUUAUGAAACACUAGGAAAAACACGAGUUAGACUUAUUUUGAUCAUCAAUAGUUAAUAUGGAAAAUAACCUUAAAUAGGUAGGUUCUGACUAAAAGGGAAGACUGAAGUCAGGAUUAUGCAUUAUCCUUGUCAAAGAACACAAAUUUUGUUUUGUUGAGAUUGCAAACCACAUAAAACAACGAAUCGAGUCUUAUCAAGAUCCAAGUUAUAGGAUGCGGGAAAGUAAAAAUAGAUUAUGUGUUAGAGAAUGGGAUUGUGAAUCUUUUUGAAAUAAUCAAUUUUUUCAUAAAUAUCAUAUGACCCUUUUAUGUUUUAGAAGAGUUGCUUCCCCCUCCCUCUCCUUGCAGCUGUCAUUUCUCCCAUUGUUAGAAUUUUGCAUCCUUCUACCUUUAUCUUUCUCCCAACAGAGUUCUAAAUACAAAGCAAAAGAAAAAGUGUGAGAUCUGUUCUUCUUCAGGCCCCUAAAGGCACCAGGCUCAAGGAACCUCUGAGCUUUGUUCUUUCUGGUCUUCUUGCACAGCUUGGCCUCCAAAAUGCCUAGUCGGCCUCUCCCUUAUUUGGGGACUGUUCCUAAUCCAACCUAAACAAUACCACUCAUUAAAAUGUCGAGUUUCAGAAUUAGAAGAACAAAAAGAAAACAAGGAUACCUCGACUAAUUAUAUCAUAGGCCAUUAUUAUUACCAUUUUACAAAUGACAGGACUUAAGGAAUUUAAACUAUUUGCCCUAGAUUACAUAGCUAGUUAGAGGGGAAACCAGUAUUCAAAAUUUAGUUGGGCUGUCUCAAAAGAAAAUGCCUGUUCCAUAGCAUGUCCUAUACAACACAGAGGUGGCACAAUAACAGGCAAUGUAGAAGUGUCUCAGUGUGAAAGAAGGGAAGGGAGAAAAUGGGGGUAGAAUUUUCUGGAAAAGAAACAGAAGGCAAACUGAAGAAAAAGUAAUUUAAAAAUUUAUUGGGCUACUUUUAUUUCUAGUCAUAAAAAUGGAAAGUAUCAAAACUCAGGAAACUUUCUUAUAGUCUUGGUAAGUAUGAAUCAAAAAGUGAAGAGUAAUGAUUCAAGGGGAUAUUGGAAGUACCAGCGAAAAUAUAGCACCUGACCAGCUAAGCCAGAAAUUCCAAGGUGAAAAAAAUCUAAACUAGAUAAGCAGGCUACCAGCAAAUGUUAGAUGAGCUGUUUGAAAGGCGAAUGGAAGGCAGAAGGAAACUGACGCCUACCUGCCUAUGUCCAGCCUAGUUUUGUAUCUGGUCUUCUUGUAUCUUCCAUGUUAAACACAACAGAGUAUUACAGCAGAAUAAAAAUAUCUUAUGACAUGUGA
Homo sapiens (human) is the source of this 2837-nucleotide messenger RNA. RefSeq names its product basic proline-rich protein-like. The transcript is spliced from 2 exons. Bases 1 to 990 code for a protein of 329 amino acids. NCBI's taxonomy places the organism in Eukaryota, Metazoa, Chordata, Mammalia, Primates, Hominidae. The record is from RefSeq and is a predicted model, not a curated record.